UCCCCGUCAGUCACUCGCCAGGCUUGAACACGGGUCGUGCUUGUGAAGAAAGGUCCACCCGGUCACUAUGCUGACAACUCUGGCUGCGCUUUCAAGGAUCUGGAGAUGGGAUCGACUAACGACGAGGAAAACUCCACCCAGCAGAUAGGAUCUUGGGCAGGCAGAGCGGAGGGGAGUUUGCGCUGAAAGAGCUGGGGCUGGUCGGACGGGACGCUUGAUACAAGUCCUGCAGAAAACUUCAGAGGGAGCAAAGUCCAGCCCGGGCGAGAGGGUGAUAGGGUGGAACUUGCAAGCGCGCUGGGAACUAAAUCACAUGUGAUUUAGAAAUGCUCCAAAGAUGGCGGUGGUAGUAGCGACUGGAGUCCCGAUUGGCUCUGGAGUGCAAAAAAGUGGAUUUGUGGAGGUUUUGGUGCGAGAGCGGUGGCACAAAGUUUUGGUCAACUUGAACGAGGAAGCGCUCACGUUAAGCUGUGAGAGUAACGUUAACGAGAGUGCCAACGAUAAUCCUAACUCCAACGGCGUUAGCAACGGAUCUUACCAUGACAACAGUAAUACUAACUCCAACAAUGGCCCCCAAACUGUGCGCACCGCGUUCACGGACCUCCCGGAGCGAGUACCCGAAGCGAUCGCCAACAGAAAGCGGUGCGUCAAGGUGACCAAGCAGGAAGUUGGGGGACUCGGAAUUAGCAUCAAAGGAGGGAAGGAGAAUAAGAUGCCCAUCCUCAUAAGUAAAAUUUUCAAGGGGCUCGCAGCGGACCAGACCCAGUCCCUGUAUGUGGGGGACGCUAUCCUGUCCGUGAACGGUAUGAACCUGCGGGACGCGACCCACGAUGAGGCUGUGCAGGCGCUGAAACGAGCUGGGAAAGAGGUGACUCUGGAAGUCAAGUACAUGCGUGAGGCCACACCGUAUGUCAAAAAGGGCUCUCCCGUGUCAGAGAUCGGCUGGGAGACGCCUCCUCCUGAAUCUCCCCGUCUUGGCAGCCCUCCCAUCACCUCCUCCUCACCUGAAACUCCAAGCCCUACUAUUCAGCACUCCUUGUCUCUGAACGGUGACAGGAGGUGCAUACCACUGAAGAUGUGUUAUGUAACCCGAGCCAUGACCACACCAGACCCCGAGAACAGACAACUAGAGCUACACUCACCUGAUGUCAGGCACACUUUGGUACUACGUUGCCCAGACCAACCAUCUGCCCUGUCCUGGUUCUCCGCCAUACACUCUGUGACAUCAACACUGGCACAGCGGGUGAUGCAAGAGGUCAUCCAGAACACAGCCAGGACAGGAGUUGCUGGCAGCAAAGAGAUACGACACCUGGGAUGGCUUGCAGGCAAGACAGAGAGCGAGAAGCAGUGCUGGAAGCCGGUACUUGUGAUGGUGACAGAAAAGGACCUCCUGCUCUAUGACUGUUUAUCACGAGGCCAGGAAGCCUGGCAGAGCCCUGCACACACCUACCCACUUUUAGCAACACGUCUGGUCCACUCAGGCCCUGACCGGGGUUCACCUCACUCUGGCACGGAGCUGUUCUUUGCCACUCGGACUGGCACACGACUUGGCAUUGAGACUCACCUGUUCCGGACUGAAACCACCAAGGAUCUGUCCAUGUGGACCAGACACAUUGUAAAUGGAUGUCAUGCAUCAGCUGAGAUGAUCAAAGAAGUCUCUACAAGUUGCCUGUACCGGGGUCAGGAGUGCCGGCUCGUGAUCCACUAUGAGCAGGGCUUCUCUGUGCUGGCUGAUCCAAAAGCAGAAGAUGGGGAGGACUUUGAGGAGAGAGUGGCUCACACUUCUUGCAAGCCCCAAGUUGUCCUCUCGUACCCCUUUGAAAAACUAAAGAUGUCCUCAGAUGACGGCGUACGCAUGCUCUUCCUCGACUUUGGGGGGAAGGAAGGGGAAAUUCAAUUGGACCUCCACUCAUGUCCAAAGCCGAUUGUCUUCAUCCUCCACUCCUUCCUGUCUGCUAAAAUCUCCCGCCUGGGUCUGGUGGCUUGACGGUAUCUCCAUAAAGGGGCAUUUCACCUCCUUUGAAAGCAGAACUCCACCUUGUGUGUCCACCUAUCUGCAGCCUGCAUGCAGUAAAACCACCUCAAACUCUUUCAGUCCGGAAACCCGAGCUGAGUGAAUGUAGCCUCUAUCUGGAAAUAGAACUUUUUUUGGGGUCUCCAACUAUAUGUUUAAAAAAAAAAUUAAGAAAGUGAUCAAAGUAAAAAUGUGCUCUUGAUAGAAACAUUUUCUAUAAGGGCAGCAUGGACUGAAAUGUUGAAUGAAGAAACAAAGUGGAAAGUUGGGAUUGGGGAAGGAUGAUAUAAGGACACACGGAAAGGAGCAGAUCGGGCAUUACUGUCACGUUCGGAUUUGGAAGUACUGUCCACGUGUAGCAGGGCUGGGAUGAAUUCACUUUCAAUUCAAUCAAAAUAUAAGGCAAACUGCCUUCCAUUUACCAAUUAAAUAAUUUAUUUACCAUUAGCUCUGAAAGGACAUUCUGAAUUUCGCUUGUCAUUUUUCUUCCACAAACACUUGACACACUGUGGAAAAACUUUGCGCAUUUGUCUUUAUUAGCGUCCCCCGAGAUGGCUUGCUAGCAGUGUCAGCAUUCAUCAUCGAAGCUAGACGGCACAGUCCGCGGCUCGGAUUCACGCAGUGUGACAGCACAUUCAAAUUUUAAAAAGUCAGUUCUUUUAACACACCGAACGUGGUAAGCCUCUGGUGGCCCGGUAUUUGAGCUGACAGUGACCUGACAAUUAAAAUAGCAUUACCAUGCGUACAUGGAGUUUUACAUUCAGGAUGUAAGGAUCCAUGUGAUUAAAUUAUCCCUGAUAGUACAACAACUAAACAAGACAUCUAGAGUACUUUAGGUAACUAUGCUAUGCUUGCUGAGACAUAACUGCUUUAAGCACUUGUGACUACUUUAUUAGGAACUACUAAUGCAUUCUAAUACAAAAGCAGUGCCAGAAAUUUUCAGGUUCUGUGCCUAACAUUUUGACCCCUCAUGUUUGCGAAUGAGUUGGACAAAAUUUUAGGAAGCACUUUUCAGUCUAAACUAAAUGUCAUGGAACGCUGUGGCAGGCAGGAUUGAGGACCCCAAUAUGCAGGACACGCCAGACACAGACUUGAACUUAAAUAACUCAGUUUUAUUGCCGAAACUCAAAAAAUACAUACAUGAAUGAGGGCUAGAACAGAGAGGCACACAGCAGGAAAACUAUGAAGACGACACAACCACAAGCAAAGCAAACACAGGACUUACAUACACAGCAGGGCUGAUAGGGGGAGCGGAAACAGCUGGGAACACAGGUGAACCAUAUAACACUAACGACAAGGGGGAAGCAAAACAGAACCUCACACGCAGGGACCAGAAGACUAUCAAAAUAAAACAGGAAUUAACCAUGACACAAAGAUGCAGACUAGAUACAAGAGGAGGCAGGCAAACCGGGAAUACCAAAACAUAGCUAAACUAUGAAGAUCCGGAGACACACAGCAAAACCUAAUAACACAACCUCAUCGUAGGAAAAGAACAACACAAAAUGUUGGGCCAUGACACCAAAAGUCAUAAUGUGUGUAAAGACUACAUAUUAAAUGUUCCCCAAAAAAUAAAAUUUAAUGCAAGAAUUUGCACCAGUAGUCACAGGUUUCUUAUCAGUAACUAAAUGUUUACUUAUCAAAACAUUGAUAUUGCGUUUUCUGAGGAGCAUUCCAGCACAGCAUGAACAGCUAGCCUUGCAAAUAACAUCUGAGAAAACAAUUUUUCAACAAACUCGUGGUAAAAGUGACUUAGUAUGAAAUAACUGCAGCUAAAUAUUAGACAGAAUUAGACUGGCAUGUGACCCCUGUAAAAUAAUAACUGAAUGUUUUCACACAAUAAAUGCAUGCUUUAAUGUGUUAAUAAGUCAGCUUGAGAACCUUUGGACAGAUCCAAGUUAGCUGUUUCCUCUUUCCAGUCUAAGCUGCGUUCUGUGGCCUUAGUUUAAAUGACCAAGUUGUUCUUCUCAUUUAAAUCUCUUCAACAAACUGAGUCAGCAUACCUCAAAAAAAAAAAAAAUUGAAAGUAUCUCACUAAGAGUAUCCGCUCUGAUCAGACAUGAUGAUGCUGUUCACUCCUUUCAUCUUCAUUUCAGGUCCAACAGUUUCCCAGCUCACAUUGCUCUAGAUCACAUUUUGCCUGUUUGACUUAAAACUGCAACCCCACAAAAAAAAAAAAAAAAAAUACCUGCCCUGUGUAAUUCUAGUGAUUCUCAGUAUUCGUGUUGAAACUAAAGUUCAAUGAAACGUUGCCCCAAACCUCCCAUCAAGUAUUGUUUGUCAAAAACAAAACCAAACAAAACAGAGUAGCCAUGAUGGUCUUUAAUCCUGCUUUAGUCCUGCAGCCGCCAUGCAGCUCAUUAUUCUUUUAGAUGUCGUGCAGCAGAUCAGAGCUGUAUGCUGCUCCGUCUCUAACAGGGCUGGCUGCCGGGUCUUUUUUUUUCGUGCCUUUAAACGUCUGAAGAAAGUAAAUAUUUGAAUUGUAAAAGAAGUGAAUCAAAGAUCACAGGCUGAGAGCGACUUUUAUGAUGGCUGCGUAAGUUACAAAUGUGGUAUUUUUGUGUUUGCAUUCUUUAUAUUAUAAACACACUGAAAUACUUCCAUUGGUCAUUUACACACACACACACACACACACACACACACACACACACACACACACACACACACACACACAGAGUGAUUGUAAUCCUACUACACUGUAGAAGAAAUCUCUGUUGUACUGAUAGUAAAAGAUAGUGGAGACACUGUAACACCUCGGUAAUCCAGCACUUAACUGAUAAUGCCAAGCGGAGAGAAGCUCUUUGACUAAAGGAUGCUUUGAUAUGUAGAAUACUCCAAUGCCUUCGGCAGCUACUGUACUGUCACUCAGAAUGAAAAAGCUUAGUUUUCAAUUCAAACUGUGCACAUAAAUCAUGUAUUUAAUAACAGUGAUGUGAUGAGUUUGUUUUUAUUGUCUUCCUUUGUGAUUUAUUCAUUGCUCACUAACGUAAAGGACAAAUCAACA
Archocentrus centrarchus (flier cichlid) is the source of this 5015-nucleotide messenger RNA. RefSeq names its product syntrophin, basic 1 (gene sntb1). Gene Ontology annotation, molecular function: protein binding; structural molecule activity. NCBI's taxonomy places the organism in Eukaryota, Metazoa, Chordata, Actinopteri, Cichliformes, Cichlidae. The record is from RefSeq and is a predicted model, not a curated record. The coding region runs from base 338 to 1987 and encodes 549 amino acids. Gene Ontology annotation, cellular component: dystrophin-associated glycoprotein complex; synapse; intracellular anatomical structure. The transcript is spliced from 9 exons.